Molecule: messenger RNA, 3679 nt
Organism: Triplophysa rosa
Lineage: Eukaryota; Metazoa; Chordata; Actinopteri; Cypriniformes; Nemacheilidae
Gene: plcd1a
Product: phospholipase C, delta 1a
Exons: 16
Coding region: 253-2490 (745 amino acids)
Biological process (GO): phosphatidylinositol-mediated signaling; lipid metabolic process
Molecular function (GO): calcium ion binding; phosphatidylinositol-4,5-bisphosphate phospholipase C activity
Source: RefSeq, a predicted model, not a curated record
AGCGAGACGUUUCUGUCAGUGGAUAGUUUCUAACACUGGUUUUGCUCAAACCAGACAGCAUCUGGACGGCUGUUGGACGAUAAACUAUUUUGUCGACUCCAACUAUUUGUCUUGCCAUUUAAAUAAGUGAAAAGUAUAAAAGGAGCCAUGGAAAUAAAUGGAAGUCCCAGGAAAUUAGAUUUUAAAACAGCGUUUGCUGCCCUGUCGUCUUUCAUCUAAGAACUUUGUAGACUACCCCAUGCUCUGGUCGGAAUGAAAAGUCUGGAGGGAGAUGUGGACCUGCAGUUUUUGCUGAGGGGUGGAGACCUGUUAAAGGUGAAGUCCGGCUCAUGGAAGAAGACCCGCUUUCUACAGCUGAAAGAAGACUGCAAGACAGUGUGGCAGCAAUCCAGCAAGAGGUUCAAGAGUCACCAAAUCUUCAGCCUCGAGGACGUCAACUCUGUGCGGCACGGUCGGCAGACUGAUGGGCUCAAGAAGUACACAGAGCCAUCUAUGGAGGACCGCUGCUUCUCCGUCAUCUUCAUAGGGCGACGCAAGAACCUGGACUUGAUCGCUUCAUCCAAAGAUGAGGCCAAGCAGUGGGUCAGAGGUUUGGAGAAGGUCAUCAGCAGCAUGCGCAACCUGAACCGCCAGCAAAACAGCGAACACUGGAUCUACACAUGCAUGCGCAAAGCAGACAAGAAUGGUGACAACAAAAUGACGUUGAAGGAGGUAAAGAAUUUCAUGCGACAAAUCAAUUUGGAGGUGGACGACAGUUAUGCUGAAAUGCUGUUUACGAAAUGUGAUACAUCAAAGUCAGGCACUCUGGAGGACUCGGAGAUUAAACAUUUCUACGAGCUGCUGACUUACCGUGAGGAAGUCGACGUGAUCUUUAAAAAGUACGGCCAUUAUAAAGAGCAGAUGAGCUCAGACGAUCUGCUUAACUUUCUCCAGCAUGAACAGAGGGAGCCAGUGGGUUUGGAAUAUGCCCAUAAGAUCAUUGAGAAAUACGAGGUGGAUGAGACAGCCAAACAGAUGAAGCAGAUGACUAAAGAUGGCUUCCUGAUGUAUUUCAGCCAUGAGGAAGGCAGCAUCUUCAACUCCGCUCACAAAGAUGUGUACCAAGACAUGCGACAACCGUUCAAUCAUUACUUCAUUUCCUCUUCCCAUAACACCUAUCUGAUGGAGGACCAGCUGAAAGGUCCAAGCAGCACAGAGGCAUAUAUCAAAGCGUUACUGAAGGGCUGUCGCUGUGUGGAGCUGGAUUGUUGGGAUGGUGCAAACGGGGAGCCCGUCAUCUACCAUGGACACACCCUCACAUCCAAAGUGCUCUUUAAAGAUGUCAUCAAGGCCAUCAAAGAAUAUGCUUUCAAAACCUCAAAGUACCCAGUUAUCUUGUCUCUGGAAAACCAUUGCAGCGUAGAGCAGCAGAAAACCAUGGCCCAUCACUUAACCUCCAUCCUGGGCAGCGCUCUUCUCACUCAACCCCUGGGGAAUUACAUGCCCACAACAUUUCCAGGACCUGAGGAACUAAAGGGACGUUUCCUAAUCAAAGGCAAGCGUUUGAAUAAAUUAGCCGCGUCGUUCAAUAAUAACAGCACAGAGGACGUGGACAGUGUGUCUGAGGAAGACGAAUCUGCUGAACCGAAAGAGAAUGAAGAGAAACCCAAAGACCAGAAGUCAAAAAAGAUCAAACUGGCUAAGGAACUGUCAGAUCUUGUCAUCUACUGCAAGAGUGUUCAUUUCAGUAGUUUUGACCAUUCAAAAGAAAACCAGGCGUUUUAUGAAAUGGCCUCUUUUAAGGAGAGCAAAGCUGUGAAUUUUGCGGAGAACUCGGCCACAGCAUAUAUUCAUCACAACAUGGAUAAACUGAGUCGAAUCUACCCAGCCGGCUCCAGAACAGAUUCUUCCAACUACAAUCCAGUGCCAUUAUGGAACGCUGGCUGCCAAAUAGUCGCUCUGAAUUUUCAGACCCCCUGUAGGGAGAUGGAUCUGAAUCAGGGCUGCUUUCUACCCAAUGGCAAGUGUGGUUAUAAACUGAAGCCAGAGUUUCUGAGAGACCCAGCAUCACAAUUCAACCCUGUUAACCUCAGUGUCGGCCCUUGGCUACAAAAGAAGUACCUGCAUGUCAUGGUCAUCUCGGCCCAGCAGCUGCCGAAGCUCAACAAGGACAAACAAUCAUCCAUCGUGGACCCUCUGGUAAAAGUGGAGGUCUGGGGCAUACAAGCUGACAAUGCCAUGCAACAAACCAAUCACAUUGACAACAAUGGUUUCAAUCCUAUGUGGAAUAGCAAGUUUAAGUUCCUCGUCUAUGUACCGGAACUGGCUUUGGUGCGAUUUUUGGUGAAGGACUAUGACGCUUCUUCCCAUAAUGACUUUGUUGGACAGUACACCAUCCCUUUCACCAGCAUGCAGAUGGGCUAUCGUCAUGUGCCUCUGCUGACUAAGAGAGGAGACCUCAUCCCUUCAGCUGGACUCUUUGUACACAUCAUGAUUCUGGAUGCUGUAUAGACUCAAUAGUGUGCAGGCCACUGAGGAGGACAAUCAACUGUACAAAAUCUCCUCAGCAAACACAUUCUAGGAAAAGUUUCCCUAAGUUUUGGAUAGUUCAUCAACUGUCUAUCCUUCCUUGCGUGCACUUUUUAGGUUACAAUACACAGUAAAGUGUAUUUUAAAUCAUUUUUAACAUGAUUUUACCCCCACAAUCAGUGCAUAAAAUGUGUGUACAUUCAUCCAGAAGGUUUAGAAGUUACUGUCUGUUACAUUUUAGUUUUGGUCAUUUGGAACUAUUAUGUUGUGGAACAUAUUUAUUUAGUGUUAAAUGUGGAUUAAGAAAAGGAAGAUUUUUUGCCUAACACUGUUUUAUCUCUAAAAUUGUUCAUAUUUAAAAAAGUAUUUAAAAAUACUACUAUGCCUCAUGAUCAUUUAACAGAGUAUUUUAAAUAAGUGUUUGUAUAUUAUUUUGAUUAUAUAACCUUUGAGGUUGACCGAACGGCAAGCCUUUAUAUCUUAUUUACGUACAUCUCAAAUAAGCUUUGUAUUUUUAAAGAGAUUUAAUCGUAACACUAGCAUUCCUGUUUUCUAGAUCUGUGAAAUUUGUGGUAAAUAUAAUGUGAUUUUUACAGUAGGUAUUAGCCUGUACAAUGGAUUUGCUGACUAUGCUUAGUUUUGAAUACAACACCACACUUUUAAGUUCAACUCAGGAUACAACCAUCGGACAGUGACCUGUUCACACAAUGUUAACAAAACAAUAUUAUCUUUUUCUUUAUUUUCUGAAUGUUUACCCUGUAUGGAUGGAUUCAUAAAUUAAGUUGUGUUUCUAUGAGAAUCUGAACAAUAGGUUAGUAUCUAUAUUAUUUUUUAGAGUAGGAGAGUUGCACUACAAAUGUCUAUAACAUUAAAGAAAAAACGUAUACUGUAUGCUUUAUAUUUGAGGCAUUUUGUAUAAAUUUUGGGUACAAGGAAUUGUUGCUUCAAUUGUACUAGUUUAAUAGAAAUGUAAAAUGAUCUAAUGUGUGUUAGAGGACAGUUGUUACACAGACAAGAACUGACUAUAAAUGGUGCGGUAACAUCCGUUUCUUAUGUCUUGAUGUGAUGGUCUUACAUUGUUCUCUAAACCUGCUUUACUGACAAUGCUAAAAUACAUAAAUGUUGUGUAACUAAAUAAAAACAACACAAGUCUUCUAAGCAUGUGUUUUUA